This is a messenger RNA of Neolamprologus brichardi, 1762 nucleotides long. The record is from RefSeq and is a predicted model, not a curated record. NCBI's taxonomy places the organism in Eukaryota, Metazoa, Chordata, Actinopteri, Cichliformes, Cichlidae.
AAAGCCGUCUCGCCAACAUGAACCGCCCCGCUGCAGUUGAGAUUGUCUACGAGUGCAUGAGGUUCCUCAUCACCCACAACCCCACCAAUGCCACACUUAACAAGUUCACUGAGGUAUGCUUACGUUUAUGUUAUUGCUGUUUAUCAGAUUCCCAGGGCUCUGUCUCAAAUGCACCCUUUCACUUUUUCUGCCAGGAACUGAAAAAAUUUGAGGUGAACACUCUGGUUAGAGUUUGUGAUGCCACCUAUGAUAAGGCUCCAGUAGAGAAAGAGGGGAUACAGGUCUUGGACUGGCCUUUUGAUGAUGGUGCCCCUCCUCCCACCCAGAUCGUGGAUAACUGGCUCAAGUUGCUCAACACCAAAUUUCGAGAGCAACCCGGCUGCUGCAUUGCCGUACACUGUGUGGCAGGCCUCGGACGAGCUCCAGUCUUGGUGGCCUUAGCCCUCAUUGAGUGUGGGAUGAAGUAUGAGGAUGCUGUGCAGUUCAUAAGACAGAAGAGACGUGGAGCCUUCAACUCCAAACAGCUUCUUUACCUCGAGAAAUACAGACCCAAAAUGCGUCUGCGGUUCAAGGAUACCAAUGGCCACAACUGCUGCGUGCAGUAGGCUGCCUGUCAGUGCGUCUUUCUUAUGCACAUUUAGUGGGGAAUCUUCCGAUAACGGGAGAGAUUUAAAAAGAAAAAACAAAACACGGAGAGUGCUAUCAGUAAUUAUUGUGAUGAUUUGUUAACACUGAGUCAUGGUUAAUUGAGAAGGAAGCGAGUGAUCAAAUGAAUGAGUCCAGAUCUGGGGAUCCACCAGCCGAACCAAUGAAUGGAAGGUUAAAGCACACAGAUAGGCCCGCCACUCGGUUUAUACUGUUCAACCACGGGCCAGAAUUUUUCAACUUGAGUCCAUCCUGUCUCUUAUGGGGUUUUUAAUUUUACUUUUUUUUUUUUUUGUUCCAGUUUUAAUCAUGGGAUAACAGUUUCCAUUUUUUGUGAAUGUUUAUUUUUACACAAAUGUGGUGAUGAAAUUAUAUAUUCUCAUUUUGAUUUCCACUAUUGAUAUUUUAUAAUUGGGCCAGAACGACAUACUUUCUUUUUCUUUUUUUUAAACACACAUUGUGACUGUCUUUUUUGCACAAAACUCAAAGGUUCACCUGAAAAAUGCAGUAAUGUUUUUUUCUUUUUACCCUUCACUUGCUUUAAUGUCACUUUCAGUUUAGGGGGUCACUGAGUUUGAAUAUGUCUGUAAUAUUUAUUCACAAGAUAUAUGUGUGGCAGUUAAGAGUUUGGCAGGGGCAAGGACACUUUCUCAUCCAAUAGUUUUAGUUUUAUCCGUUUGAGAGCCAUGUCUUUUUUCUUUUCUUCUUCUUUUUUUUUUUCUUUUCUUUAAAUCUUGUUGGAGUGCAAUAAUCAGUCCACCUCAGAUAUGUCCGCCAAACCCUGCUGAGUGUCCUACGCACACAUACACACAAACUUCAGAUUAUCAUCCAGGCCGUUUAAAAAAAACAAACAAACAAAAAAAUAAAAAAAAAAUACAACAACAAAAAUGUAACUACAACAGGUACUUGUAAUUUCAUUCUCUCUCCCUUCUGGGGCUACAAUAGGACUUUUUACAGGUAUGCAUAUUUAAACUCUUACAUAGAGCCUAAGAUUCAAUCUGAAAGUCAAGCUGGAGAAGAAUGAAAGUGGUCAGUUUUUUAUCAUUGUACCCAUUUUGAAAACAUCCCCAAUUCAUAUUGGUUCUUUAAAGAUAAAUAAAUUCAAAUAAAAAGCAAA